Notolabrus celidotus (New Zealand spotty) is the source of this 2297-nucleotide messenger RNA. RefSeq names its product zinc finger protein 502-like. The record is from RefSeq and is a predicted model, not a curated record. The transcript is spliced from 6 exons. NCBI's taxonomy places the organism in Eukaryota, Metazoa, Chordata, Actinopteri, Labriformes, Labridae. Gene Ontology annotation, biological process: regulation of transcription by RNA polymerase II. Gene Ontology annotation, molecular function: DNA-binding transcription factor activity; RNA polymerase II cis-regulatory region sequence-specific DNA binding. Bases 102 to 2159 code for a protein of 685 amino acids.
GACAUUUGUUGGCGCACCCAAACCGAAAACAGCUCAGGUUUGCAAAUGAUGCGCGGUUCCAGUCACCAAACAGUGGAUGUACUUUGAGUUUAGUCUCUAAGAUGAGUAAAGGUUCCUCCCUGAGGGGGUUCAUCUCAGAGAGACUCUCUGCGGCCUCUCUGGAGAUCUUAGCGGCUGUUGACAGAAUCGUAUCCGAAUAUGAGGAGGAGGCGUCGGGCUUCAGACUGCAGAUAGACCGUCAGAAGAAGCAGCUGGAGGUUCUCCUGCAGCCUGAGGUCACAGCAGACAGAGCAGGUGUGAAGCGCUGCAGGAGGGUCAGGACUUCAGAGGAAGAGGAGCGUGAAGAUGAGGAGGAAGAGUCAGCUCGUCCAGCUCCGUCAGGAAGUCGGUUCAAGAAGAGGAAGCCCUGCAGACCUCAGAUUGGCGUCACGCAGACCCACGUCGACCUCAGGAUCCGGAUCCUGGAGGACCCUGGGAUCAGUGUGCUCUCAAACAGCGUCCUGGAGACAUGUCCUCUGCUGAAGCUGAAGUGUCCUCGAGGCCUGCAGGAGGGGGACUUCCUGGACUUGCUGAGGUCCAGCUUCCCUCAGCUGACGGGAGACGACAGACUCUUUGACAUCUUGACGUCGGAUAAGAGGCGGAGGUUACGGCCUCUGCGGCUGAAGGCGGUGACGCCGGAGGAGAUCCACAGGAACAUCAGCUGCACCGACUGGAAGAAGUCGCCCAUCUACAUCCGGCUGAAGACGCUAAAGGAAACCCAGAAGAACGAGGAAGACACUGAUCCUCUACGGACAAGAGAGAACGACUCUGAAGUGUUGAUGUGGGAUAAAAACAAGCUUCACACGAGCAGCCCCCUUCAGGAGCAGCCACACGCCUCCACAUCAAACCAACAAGACAAGGAAGCAGAGGACGCUGAUGAUGGUGGAUUAUCAGGACCACGUGAGGACUUUGAGGCCUGCUGUGCAGCGAAGAGUAAAGAGGGCGAUAGUGCUCGAAUAGGAAAGGUGGAAGAAGAGGUGGAUGAGAGCGAUGACGAUUGGAAACCAGAGAAGAGCGACGAGGAGUUCAAGGAAAGCGACUCUGAGCUGCAGGCGAAGACAACGAAGAAACCCAAAUCAAGACGAUGUGGCGUCAAGGUGACGGAGAGCGGCGACGCUCUCGCCUGCAGGGUUUGUGGCGCUCUGCAGGAGUCGGAAGUCACGCUUGUAAAACACGCCUGGAGUCACGUGGAGGACCCAGAGAGUCUCUGUGGGGUCUGUGGGGAUCCUUCAGAGUCUGCUGAGGCGCUGAAGGAACAUCAUCUCAGGGAUCACAGAACUGAAGACUGCCACUUGUGCGGGGAGUCUCUCUGUGGUCGUCUCAGCUUCGACGAACACGUGGCCGCCCACUCAGGAGAGAAACCGUACGAGUGUGAGGUCUGUCCGGAUCGGUUCGCCCUGAAGGCGUCCCUGGAGAACCACCAGAGACUCCACGAGGACGGACAGCUGCAUAAGUGUCACACGUGCAGUAAGAUCUUUGAGCUGAAGUCCCAGCUGAAAGCUCACCGCAUGACUCACACGCACCUCUGUGGCGUGUGUGGGAAAUCCCUCAGCGACUACCGGUCCUUGUCCCGCCACAAGAUGACCCACAUCGAGGAGAGGCCGCACAGCUGUCAGGUUUGUGGGAGGAGCUUCAAGCUUCUCGGCACGCUGAGGCAACACGAGAAGAUCCACACGGACAGGGAGAGGUCGUACCUCUGCGACGUGUGCUGCAAGAUGUUCCUGACCAGCAAGCAGCUGCAGAUCCACAUGAGGACCCACACCAACGAGAAGCCGUACCACUGCGGCGAGUGCGGCAAAGGCUUCACCACCAAGGGGCCUCUGACGGUUCACAUGAGGGUCCACACCGGGGAGACGCCGUACCGCUGCCCGGAUUGCGGCUGGUCCUUCAAACGCAAGGUUCACCUGGACAACCACAUGACGGUCCACUCGGGACUCAAACCGUUCGUCUGUGGGAUCUGCGGGAAGGCGUGCGCCCGCAAGAAGUACCUGAAGGUCCACAUGAGGACUCACAACGGGGAGAGACCGUACAAGUGUGUACUCUGUGACAAAGCCUUCACUCAGGGUCACUGUCUGAAGACGCACAUGAAGAGCCACCAGGGGGGCGACCCCGGGACGUGACGCUAACCAUGGACCAGAUCCAUGCCUUUUACUUCACUUCCACUUUAAACUGUGAACGUGUUAAUGUUAAAUUAUCUUUAUGAUGUGUGAUGAAGUGUUUACUGGAGAGAGACAGAGACUCAUGGAGUCACUGAAAGU